Molecule: messenger RNA, 11768 nt
Organism: Lineus longissimus
Lineage: Eukaryota; Metazoa; Nemertea; Pilidiophora; Heteronemertea; Lineidae
Product: transient receptor potential cation channel subfamily M member-like 2
Exons: 26
Coding region: 118-3714 (1198 amino acids)
Biological process (GO): monoatomic cation transmembrane transport; metal ion transport
Cellular component (GO): plasma membrane
Molecular function (GO): monoatomic cation channel activity
Source: RefSeq, a predicted model, not a curated record
ACCAACUUGAGAACUGAGCAUAUGUAAACAUGAUAAACGAUGUUCAAAAUGUAGUUUUUGGAAAGUGUACGUCAAAUUUCUUUUUUAAUCUCGAGUGAUAACUAAACAAGUGACACGAUGUCCAAAGUAAAAGGUGUAUAUAUUCAAACUACUGACCAAAAUGGAGAUAAAUCGUAUGACUGGUCCACAGACAUGGUGUUGGAAAGCAAAACAUUUAAUGAGCACUAUAUGUCAAUGAAAAAGGAAUUCGGCCUAGAAGACCCAAAACUUGUUGUUUCGGUCAUUGGUGAUGUCAACCCCGACGUUCCUGGCAAAUUGGAGCUAGCGUUUCAAGAAGGCAUCCAGACUCUCUUGAAAACACAAGACACAUGGCUUCUAACGGAUGGUACAGAUGCUCGUUUACAAACCUUGGUUGGUAAGGCAGUUGAGCGUCUAAACAGUAAAGACGAGGAGUCGGCAGUUUCCAUCAUUGUCACUUACCCGAAACCGGCAAGCCAACCUCCAAACGAAGCCAAGAAAUCAACCUCGGCUGGGACGACGUCAUACAGCACACCAAGUGAAGGUCCAUCGAAAGACAGAAAUAAACAUGUCAAACUUGUUGGUGAUGACGCCGAAGGAACAGCACCGGCUGCUUUCAUUGCUAAGCUCCAGAGUUAUAUCAGCACCGAGUUGAACACAACAACCUCAGUUUCUCUGAUGUUUGGCGGAAAACCUCCGGAGAGCGCAUUGCAGUUUUUCCUGCAAUCACCUCAAAUACCGAUGGUUGUGAUCAAAGGAUCCGGGGGUGCCGCCGACCGCAUUCUUCAUUUAUGGAACACAAAAGGAAAAGGUUCCAGUACUCAAUCUCAGCACAAGUUCUACCGAUCACUCAGUCGUAGGCAGUUCAAAAUGAUUGAUGACGAUGUCAGAAAUAGAUCAGUUGUGGUUUGUGUCCUUGACGGAGAGCCAACCAACAAAGAGACUAAAGGACUCAAGGCAGCUGUCCUAAAGGCAGCUAUCGAUUGGAGCAAUAUCGAAAAUGCUGAAGAUCAAAUUAGAUUGAACAGGCAGAUUGAUCUCUCCCUCGCGCUCCGUGAAAGUCAAACGGCAGAGGCACAUAUUUUCGACACUAAGGAUUAUCGAAAGCUGAAUGAUGACAAUGGAAAGCCAAAACCGCAGAAAAACAACCGAGAGGUAAAGACUAAGCUGAAGGAAGCUCUUAUCAAUAACCAGCCAAACUUUGUGAAAUUAUUUCUCAAGGUGAAAUACGAGUACUGCAACUUGGAUUAUUUCACGGAAAAAGAUGUUGAGGACCUCUACAUCCGUUUCCUGGGGGUUGACAAGAAAGUACCCACAGCAGACGAGCCAAUAGCAGGCUUGCUCGAAAGGCUAUAUAUUGAGGGACUGACUGUAAAAUGGCUUCGCCGAACCGGAGAGGUAUUAUCGCAGUUGAUUGGCCCUCAUUGUGAACUUACCGGUGCAUACAGCAGAGAAGAAAAAGAUCAAAAACCAUGCAAAACCUCGACUGGUGAGAAAAAAGUAGAAUCACCAGUCGCGAAGAAAAACAAAGAGACACAAACGGAGAGUGUUUCAGGUGGCACACCACUAGUGCAUGCGACUCCAUACGAGAAGAAAAACGAAGAGACACACACGGAGAGUGUUUCAGGUGGUGGCGAUUCGAAUAUUGAUAUUGGGACGCAUCUUUUUCUGUGGGCAGUUCUAUUCAAUAGAACAGACAUUGCCUAUUUCUUCUGGCAACAUGGGAACAUUGGGAAGAACACCAAGAAACAUCCUCAUAUCAUAAUGGCACUGAUGGCCAGCACCAUACUCUCGAGGCUCGCACGAAGAGCUCACGACGAAAAAGAGCCAGCUCUGCAGGAAUCACUUGCCGAACAUGCAAAGUUGUGGGAAGUUCGGGCAGGUGAUGUGCUGAUGGAGUGCAGCGCCAAUGACAGAAAUAAGACCCAAUCCCUUCUAACGCGAGAACACUCAGAAACCAUUUGGGGCGAGGGAACUACGUUACUGAGUGCGGCAUUUAUGGGACAGCGGAAGCAUUUCCUCGAACUCAUUCCUUGCCAAGUGAACAUUGACGCAACGUGGAGAGGGAAGAUGGUUCGGUCAACUCCUACGUGGAAGAUAUUUCUGACUGCCGUAUUGCCCUUUUUGAUCUUCAUGAUCAAGUUCACAGAAAGAAAAGCAUGUACUUGUAGUAUACCAACAUGCCGUAGUUCCAAGGUAGAAGAUAUUUCCAAAGUAGAAGAAAAACAUGCAAAAUCAAAGUGGGCGUAUCCUGUUGGAUACGAUUGGAAAGAUUUAUCUACUGUCCAUUUCACCCUUGCAUACGUACAUUUCUACACUGCUCCCAUUACCAAGUAUUAUGCCCAUACAGUGUCUUACUUGGUGUUCCUGGGACUAUUCAGUUAUACCUGCCUAACAAACCUUCAUCCAGGAUUCCCGCCUGUACCUGAGUUGAUUGUGUGGUUUUGGAUUCUGCUUUUUCUUGUUGAGGAAUGCAGACAGAUAUACACCUCAGCAGACAAUGACACUAUUCGGCAAGGUCCACUUAUUAGUAAAGUACCGCUGAUCUGGUGGCACGACAAAUGGAAUCGAUACGAUUGGCUCCUCUAUGUUGUUUUCUCCCCUCUGUGCCUGAUAAUUCGACUGACAGUAGAUGAACAGAACUUCCAACACGCUCGGAAUGCCUUUGCUAUCACACUGGCCGGCUUCUUCUUUCGUUUUCUGCAAACCUUCUAUGCAUUCAAAGAGGUUGGAUCAAAGGUCCAGCUAAUAUUUCACAUGAUGAAAGACCUUUUUAAAUUCGGACUUAUCUUGUUCGUCUUCGUCUUGAGCUACGGGAUGGCUAUUACGAUCAUCAUUUAUCCGAACAGACCGCUAAGCUGGCGCCUUGUUAGAUACGUGCUCUACAGCCCAUACUGGCAAAUAUUUUUGAGGGAAUCUUUUGUGAACAGAAUUGACGGUGAAGAUGGAGCCCCAACAUGCUCAGGAAACCUCACUAAUUGGUUGAAUGAACAUGGCGAGUUGGAGUGUCGUGAGGACAACAGUUUCGGGGACGCCCUUCUUGUUAUCUACUCCAUGUUUACCAACGUCCUUCUCCUGAAUGUCCUCAUUGCAAUGUUUAAUUCUACAUUUGAGAGAUUUCAGAAGGAAUCCACCACGUGGUGGCACUAUAACCGAUAUUCGUUUGUGGAUGAAUACAAGCAGAGACCAUUGCUUGCGCCACCUCUCAACAUCCUGAGUUACAUUUUUCGUAUUGGAAAAUACAUCAGUAGGAAUCAGGAAAAAAUGCGUCAGAAAGUAGAUGAAAAAAAUGAAGGCGAAUUCGACGACGACGAGCUCACGGAAUUCGAAAGGAUUAAUAUGGAAAAACGGAUGGAAUAUCACGAUAAGAAAAUUUAUUUGAAAAAACAGUUGGUGGAAGCUGGAAUUACGCUCAAACAAAAAAAACGAUUAUGGGAGCCGGGGAUGACAUUUGAUGAUGAUGAUGAUAAUGAUGAUGCUGAUGAUGAUGGGAUGCAUAAUGAAUUUGCAGCAACACUGCUUCAUAUGGAAAAGACCCUGUCGGAGACCAUUUCGAAGCAACUGACCAAAGAACUGGACCAACGAAACAACUACCCACAUAUUCCAGGAGACCGACUUGGUGCUAUGGAAGAUAAAUUGGAGAAACUUAUGGACGCCCUUCAAAAAUUCGAUAAGAGGCUCGGUUGGAAAUCUUAAUCAAAAAGGAAAAAGUCCAUGUCGAGUCAACUAACCAAUUUGCUGGGUGAACGAAGUACACUAUAAAUUGCACCGGAUAGACUGCAUUGAUGACAGUUGGUGAAAAUAAUGGACGCCCCCAAAAAGCAAGACAAGAGACUGGAGGAGAGUCAAAAUGAGUUGUCAAAAAAAAAUGAACAACCUGCAUAGACACAGACGUGACAAAGAAGAAUCAACAUAUAUCGAACCCAAACACGGCGAACUGAGCUGUUGCAGAAUCAGAACAGACUUCAUUGAGUCAAGUGUUGCGAAACAUCCCGCUCCAUACCCCUUGUCUUGAACAUCAGCUAAGUGAAAAGACACUAUGUAGAGACUAACCAAAUGUAGCCCAAUUGUUUCGGCAGUUACAAUACGCAAAUUUUCCCGGAAAUGCGUGAAAAAUCGCCACCAAAACCGCCACCAAACUUGGGCAUAACAUGUUUAGAUGAUUACGCGUAUGUUAGCAACAUAAAUAUCAGGCAAGGACUGGCUGAAAUAUGCACAUACCGGGUAGAUAAAAACGCGCCCAAAUAUGAUGGUUUAAUAACUCCUGAUGUUUUUCUUGCAUUGAAGUGAAAUUUAGUCCAUAUAGAUCUUUCUUUUUUUUAGCUCAAUAUGAACAGUUCGUGCAGAAACCACUGAGAAGUUGGCGCAAGUGAGAUUUCACAUGAGUCAAUAAAAUAUUUCCUGUGCAGUUAACCAUGGAAUGAUUAUGAUUCUGCUGGUAUCAAAUUAAUCGACAGAGCUUGCUCUUCAAGUACAUAUGUAUGUUUGAGGGUAAAUGCCAAAUUAAUGAAAGAUAUUAACCAUUUUGUAAGUGUAACAUUUUUAUUGAGCCACUCUGUAUAUGGUUUUUCUUAUCUUUUUAACGUCAGGCGACGCUAAUAGUCAGCGUUACGUAUAUGGCUGGCGCGAGUGGACAGAAUUCAGAAUUAUGCCACGGCAUAAAUAGGAAUUGUGGUGCACCAUAAAUCGACCAAUCAAAACCUCGGAUUUCGUGAAUUAUGCCGCGGCAUAAAUAGGAAUUGUGGACGGAAGUGUCAUUUAUGGAGGACGGAAGUAAAUCAGAAUUGUGGUGCACCAUAAAUCAACCAAUCAAAACAUCGGAUCUCUAACAUCCGGCGUCCAUAAAUAGCACUUCCGGCGUCCAUAUAUCGCACUUCCGGCGUCCAUAAAUCGCACUUCCGUCCAUAAAUUCGGCUCUCUGAUUGGCUGUCUGCUAUUACGAAUAUAGUCGUGGGUCUAAAACGAUUAUAGUCGUGGGUUGAUUCAUUUAUGUCGUGGUAUAAUUCAGAUUCAAUGGUCACCAUAAUUCAUGAAAUGCGGGGUUCUGAUUGGCUGUCUACUAUUAUGAAUAUAGUCGUGGUAUAAAUCUGAUUUAUCCCGACCCUUAAUUCAGAUAUUUGUCCACUCCCGCCAGCCAUAUACGUACAGGUAUAUUAUUCACGCUAGCGUAAUUGCUUGUAUCAAUUUUUUCCAUAUAGCUGCGUGGAAUUUAUAAUAGUGUGGAAUUGUCAUUAUGAGAAAAUACUACAAUAUACAUGCAUUCUCAACAGGUACCGAAGAGUACACACAGUGAAAGAUAUACAGUCAAGAUGCAGGGAAAAGAUGUCGGUGAUCAGGCUUUUCAAUUUCAUAUUUUGUUUGUACUAAUUUGGGCUCCUAACUUCGGACUUACUACGUGCUCUUAUUCCAACGUGCACGCCACCGGUCAGAACAGUGCCCGAGCUAUCAGUCGAACUUGGCGUCAAACUGUGGAACAUGAAUGAUAGCCAGCUCACCGAGGCAAUGCUCGGAAAGGAGCUGUCCAGAGGUGGACUUCGCCACUAAUAUUUCCUUCAUAAAGAAGUCGGUAGUUCAAUGCUGGGCCAACUAAUUUUUGACAAUUCCCAGCUAAUGCCCUAUUACUCAUCGGAGUGACUAUUUGUAGACACCAUAUAGAGAAUGAUAUUGCUAAUUGCUUUUUUUCUAUUUUUUUCUGUUAUAUUGGUAAUCUGUAACCUCACAUGCCUUCUAGGAGGAAUAUAUACUAUGUUCAGGUUUAACUUCGCCAAUCGCCACUCACCACGUUUCGUCUUCAUCCAAACACGGCAAAUAUGGAAAUACAUGUAGUCCAUUAACUCACCAACUCGCCAUUCGUCUUUCACAUUUUUCGCCCACUUGGCAACCUAGGAUUGGGGUAGAUUGGAAAUCGUUGAUUGUCCAGACGUCACACCAGCUUUCGACGUAAUACGAGAUUCCAUCAUGGCGCGAAAUUCCUUUGUACAUUUUUACAUACAUCUCGAGACAUAGGCAUGACAUAUUUACAGAAGAGGAUUAAAUGAUUGGCGAAAACCCUACGUCUUCAUAAAUGAGUGGUCUUCUUGAAAUACGUGUGUAACAUUUCAAUCAUUGCAAGUCCCUGUGGCGAAAAAAGUGACGUAGCCGGAAAUCACCAACUGAUUCACACGGGGAUUCUCACGGCGCAUACGUAGAGAACUCCAUAUAACAUAGAUGCCCAGUGACCUUGUUGCGAGGAAUCCUCUUUUUACCAAAUGCACGCUGCUAUUACGAAAACCCUCACCAGUCAUCAAUCUUUGGUGAGCUUCCAUUAUGGUAAUCUAAUGGAAGGAUUUAAGUCCAUGGUAAUGCCACCUCAUUAAAUACUUUCACAUAAAGUUUUAAUCGUCACAGUGUCAUUACAUUCACUUUAUCCAACCUCUCCAACCCUGGACAACUUAAUUAUCAAUUCAAAAUGGCUGCACCGUAAGUAGGGGGCGCACGAGACAACAUCACCAUUGACUUUUAAGCCUUUUAGCAGUUAAAUUGUCAAUGUGUGACCGCGUCGCAUCAAAUACUGCGUUGGGUUGUGAAUCAGAAAUUUUGAUAUGAUAUUUCGGACAGUCGGGCAAGUAAAUGGUGAAAAGUAAACUGGUAGUUGACCUUGGAAAUAUUUUGAUAAUCGACAAAUUGGACAGACGUUGAUAUUUCCCCCUCUUUUCAGCCAACUGGCAGAAACAUCUCAAAACAUUGCCAAAUUAGCGAAAAUUCGAAGUUAAUUUUUUCAUCAAAAAAUUUCUUUAUAUCUGUAGACUUGCCACACUAGAUGUCUUUUCAAUACCUCUCCAAAUAUUCACUUGACAGUUAUAAACAUACUCGCGUCUAAUUGAUAGGUCUGGAACCCCCAACCUAUGAAUAUUCAUUGGUGGUCUUGUCUCGCAUUGACCCAUGGAAAUAGAGGUUUAACUUUAUCAGCCCUUCGAUUCUACGGUAUACCAUUAUGAACAUGCAUAAAAGUACGUGUAGCUUCAAACGCGGGGUGGGAUCAUGUGGUUUUAGCUUAAUUAGUGCAUCUUGAAGUAGGAAAACGAGCGUACUUUUGUUGGCAACAUGCGACAGCUUCAUGGACUGAUUCCCCCAUAUAAAAUCGAGUGGCUUAUGCCACCCACAGGCUGGUGGCAUGGCUGGAAGCAAGAAUUGCAACCGCAAUGACACUACACAUAUGUACCCGUCUCUGACAUGUCAAAAGCCCUGAAAUGACUACCGUCCAUUAGUUUUAACAAAGCAACGGAUACGCAUUUAACAACAUGUAGUUCGUUGGCAAUAUAAACUGCAAAGAAAUUAAAUAUAUCGAAACAAACGAAAUUAUCGUGUUAUUUUUUGAGCAAAGUAAGAUCGAAGCAAUAUAUCUUUCUAGCAUGUCUACUAUGUCAUGUUAAACAUAAUAAAUAGAUCCAUUAUUAUUCUUUUGACCAAUAACCAAUAAAUUUAUAAAUAUUUUAUAUAAGAAACUAAUCAAUAUUUGGGAACCAACUGAACUUUAUUCGGUAAUAUCAUUUGGUGUAAUGUAACUUUGUUGCUGUCCCGUCUGUAACUGCCCCAAAAAAAUUAUAUUGAACAUUCUAACCGAGUUGUAACAAUAGUCUUAGCGCUACAAUGUAGUCGCGUGUUUCAAGCGUACAACUGCUGUAUAACAGUAUGCACAUCGUUUCUUAUACGUCCGCAAUAGUCUAGAUGCUUUAGAUGCUGAACGGCUAAAGGAGCCAACCUUCAUUAUAUUAAUAAAAGGGCCGGGUCUAUUUGGCAAGCCGCUCGCCAAACAGGCAUCUUUUUUGUCCUGUUUGGAGAGCCGCUUGCCAAACAGCACUAAAAAGCCACCCUGUUCGGCCAGCCGGGCUUGCCAAACAGAGCAAAAUUUCUUUCCUGUUUGGCAAGCCGAUGAAUAAACCACGCCUACUCAUGAAUAUGCAUAAUGGCGUAUUGGUCUGAAAAUGGUCUGUUACUGCGGUUUUUCCUUUAGAGUAACCAAAUUCCUCUGAAGCGAAAUGAAAACAGUGAAGCUUGUCUCUUGAUAUUCAUCAAGAGCUUUCUCCAAAUCUUCAAAAGAGCCAUACGAAGCCCCCACGCGCAACUUUUCUACUGACGAAAUCGAGACAAGACCACUAAUGAAUAUUCAUAGGUUGGAGGGUCGAGGCCUAUCAAUUAGACGAGUGCAUGUUUUUAACUCUCAAGUACAUAUUUGGAGAGGUAUUGAAAAAAUAUUUGUUGUGUCCGGAAUAACAUAAUCUAAAUUUCAGAUUCACAACCCCACGCAGAAUUUGAUGCGUCGCGGUCAAACAUUGACAAUUUAACUGCUAAUGGGGUUAAAAAAUCAAUUGUGGUCUUGCCUCCAUUUACACUACAUUUUGGGUCAAUUUAGUGAAAAAUUUGAAUGUGCUCAAAUCACCCUAAUUCAUUUAGAAUAUUGUAUUGCUGAUGAUUUAAGGUCAAAACAAGCUAAAAUAAUGAGAAAAAAACUUAAUUUGACCCAAAUAUGAGUCAACCUAGCCCCGGUCUACGUUCGGUUUCAUUUUUACAAGUCUUGUUGUGUUGCCAUUCAUUUUGUAAUUUCUUUGAAACUACUUAGGCCUUGAUUCUGAAAGUUGUGCCCUAAGCAGCAAAGAUAUUCCUUAAUCACAUCCUAAACUUUCAGCUCCAUAGCUUGCUUAUUCUGGCCAGGGCUGGUCUUUGAAUUUGGUGCUGUUGGCUGCAAAAUCAUGACUUUUUGGCGAUUUUGUCCUCUUUCGUCGCUUUUGGCACAGUGUACCACUCUUGGAAAUGUCUCUCAUUUCUCCCAAAAUGUCCAGAUAUGACUUUCCUUUGUUGGAGAGUUGUGGGAUGUCAUGUACAUUGGUUUGAAAAAAUUCUCAAAAUGUUAACCCCUGAAAUGUACCUUCAUUGAGACAAGACCACUAAUGAAUAUUCAUAGGUUGGAGGGUCGAGGCCUAUCAAUUAGACGAGUGCAUGUUUUUAACUCUCAAGUACAUAUUUGGAGAGGUAUUGAAAAAAUAUUUGUUGUGGCAAGUCUACAGAUAUAAAGAAAUUAUUUGAUGAAAAAAAUAAUUUCGAAUUUUGCUAAUUGGGUAAUAGGGGGCGUGUUUUGUGUUUUUUCUACCAGUUGGCUGAAAAGAGUGGAAAUAUCAAAGUCUGUCUAAUUUGUCGAUUAUCAAAAAAUUUCCGUGGUCAAUCACCAGUUUAUUUUUCACCAUUUACUUGCCCGACUGUCCGGAAUAACAUAAUCUAAAUUUCAGAUUCACAACCCCACGCAGAAUUUGAUGCGUCGCUGUCAAACAUUGACAAUUUAACUGCUAAUGGGGUUAAAAAAUCAAUUGUGGUCUUGCCUCCAUUUACACUACAUUUUGGGUCAAUUUAGUGAAAAAUUUGAAUGUGCUCAAAUCACUCUAAUUCAUUUAGAAUAUUGUAUUGCUGAUGAUUUAAGGUUAAAACAAGCUAAAAUAAUGAGAAAAAAACUUAAUUUGACCCAAAUAUGAGUCAACCUAGCCCCGGUCUACGUUCGGUUUCAUUUUUACAAGUCUUGUUGUGUUGCCAUUCAUUUUGUAAUUUCUUUGAAACUACUUAGGCCUUGAUUCUGAAAGUUGUGCCCUGAGCAGCAAAGAUAUUCCUUAAUCACAUCCUAAACUUUCAGCUCCAUAGCUUGCUUAUUCUGGCCAGGGCUGGUCUUUGAAUUUGGUGCUGUUGGCGGCAAAAUCAUGACUUUUUGGCGAUUUUGUCCUCUUUCGUCGCUUUUGGCACAGUGUACCACUCUUGGAAAUGUCUCUCAUUUCUCCCAAAAUGUCCAGAUAUGACUUUCCUUUGUUGGAGAGUUGUGGGAUGUCAUGUACAUUGGUUUGAAAAAAUUCUCAAAAUGUUAACCCCUGAAAUGUACCUUCAUUGAGACAAGACCACUAAUGAAUAUUCAUAGGUUGGAGGGUCGAGGCCUAUCAAUUAGACGAGUGCAUGUUUUUAACUCUCAAGUACAUAUUUGGAGAGGUAUUGAAAAAAUAUUUGUUGUGGCAAGUCUACAGAUAUAAAGAAAUUAUUUGAUGAAAAAAAUAAUUUCGAAUUUUGCUAAUUGGGUAAUAGGGGGCGUGUUUUGUGUUUUUUCUACCAGUUGGCUGAAAAGAGUGGAAAUAUCAAAGUCUGUCUAAUUUGUCGAUUAUCAAAAAAUUUCCGUGGUCAAUCACCAGUUUAUUUUUCACCAUUUACUUGCCCGACUGUCCGGAAUAACAUAAUCUAAAUUUCAGAUUCACAACCCCACGCAGAAUUUGAUGCGUCGCGGUCAAACAUUGACAAUUUAACUGCUAAUGGGGUUAAAAAAUCAAUUGUGGUCUUGCCUCAAUCGGCAAAGGUGGCGAGGGCUCCGCCAUUUUUUCCCUUCUCCCUUUCCAGCCUCACUUACUUGAGCCUCUCCAGCGCAUUACUAACUUAUGAAUAUUAAUGAGCCCUUGGGCAUUUAUAAAUAUUAAUGAGUUCGGCUCUCCAUUGAGGACAAAAAAAGUCGCUGUUUGGUAAGCCGGGCUUGCCAAAUAGUCACUUCGUAAUAAAAGAUGGAUAAAAACACCCGAUGCGCUGCUUAAUGUUACCACUUACUUAGAUUUUUUAAAGUACCUUCUUGAUUUGCCGUGUUCGUAAACUGACCGUCAUCAAGAUGCUAUUAUAGCGCUAAUGGAACUAUAUUAAGCUUUAUGACAUAGGUAGCUGUGUAAGCCAAGUUUAUGAAUCUCCCAGAGGUUUUUUCCACGGAAAUCCGCGUUUUAAAACUGCUGCAAUUGUUUCAUUCCUGGUCGUAUCGCAUGCACUAGUUUCAUCGAUCUAAAACCGAUUCUAAAUAAUCAGCACGCGCCCAAAAUACGCUGGGCUGGUUAUUCGAUAUCGUCAUUCGACAUAUUUGGAAAGACAACUUGUUGACGACGCCAGUAUUUGUCCGAUGCAUGACGUUAAGUUUUGACCUUUGUGUCGAAUUCCUAGUAAAUGAUAAAGAUGUCUAAGAUCGGUGAAACCGGAGUGUGUACGACUGACAUGAUUUUGAUUUAAAUAGCACCUCAUGAAGUCUUAUCAUAUACCUGAAGCAGUUAGGCACUUUUAUGAUGCAAGUUACGGUGAGUGGAUAGAUAAUUUAGUAGGGUUUGUGAAAAGUCGUUUAGAACGACAGUGUUUUUUAGGACCAUUUAGGUAAACCUAACUGAUUAACCGGUUGUAAAAGUCUACAGUCCUUUUCAAGAGUCUAGGUAUUAUAUAGUGAGACAAACACAUUAUGCACAGUAGUAGGCCAAACUGUUGUUGCGAGAAAAACAAAUAACAAAGACCAGGUCGCAAUUACCAGAUCGUGUAAUUUUGUCAUAUACCUGAUUAUCUCACAAGGCCUUAAUUACUCUUCCUGAUGGUCGCUUAAAAUCUUCGGCCAUUUCCAUUAAAAAAACCCGUUGAUACAUUUCCACCGUGAUGAAAUUCCUAGGCCUGUGGUAAUGUAAUGUAAUGUAAUGUAAUGUAAUGUAAUGUAAUGUAAUGUAAUGUAAUGUAAUGUAAUGUAAUGUAAUGUAAUGUGACGUAAUGUGACGUAAUGUGAUGUAAUGUAAUGCAAUGUAAUGUAAUGUAAUGUAAUGUAAUAUCCGUGAUUAUAAAGAGCUACUCAGAAUAAGAUGUUGAAAAGCUAGGUCUUAAGUCAUUUUCUAAAUGACAAUGAUAUCAUUGUAUCAUCCUUGGUAGAGAGGCUUCUACUUCCAAAUCAACUAUAGAUA